Messenger RNA from Olea europaea var. sylvestris, 2521 nucleotides. RefSeq lists its product as uncharacterized. Lineage: Eukaryota; Viridiplantae; Streptophyta; Magnoliopsida; Lamiales; Oleaceae. The record is from RefSeq and is a predicted model, not a curated record. Bases 538 to 2247 code for a protein of 569 amino acids. Gene Ontology annotation, biological process: nucleobase-containing compound metabolic process. The transcript has 15 exons. Gene Ontology annotation, molecular function: nucleic acid binding; 3'-5' exonuclease activity.
UGAUCCCAUCUUCCACAUGCCUCUAUCAACCAACCGCCAUUCUUUUUCCUUAACUAUCAUAAAAACCCAUUUAUUAGGUAUCUACAGAGAUAUUUUUCGCUUCUAGUUUAGAGAAACGAUAAGCAUUUAAUCGAAACCAAAAAUACUCUCUUUUUCGUUGUUCUUUAUUCAGAACCUUGCUUAUGCAUGUGGAUUUGCAGAAAUAUCAAAUAUAGAGAAACUUUUAGUUAGAAUGGGACGUGAAACUUCUUUCUAUGGCAAUUCAACCUCAGAUAAACUUUGAUGAUUGACCACUGUUAAGCAAUAUUCAUUGACGCUCUAGAUAAUUGGAAAAUAACAGGGUAUUGUGGAGGAGUUGGGAUCUAUGAACACUAAAGUCCAAAGUAAGAGACUCCGAGUUAUAUCUUUGAUGUAAACUUUGACUCAAAUCUCAUGAGUUAAAGAUGCUGCACUUACUAUUUCAUUGCAUGGUUGUUAUAUGAGCACUUUCUGGUUAAUGUACAUUAUGUAAGGCUUUUCGUCUUGUUAAACUAGGGAAUGGAUGAAAGACUCACUUGGUCAGUAAGGAGGCAUGAUUUUUGUGAUCUCUCCCACAUGCCUCCUUUGGUAUUUGUGUACCUCUUAAAGAAAUACUAUGCAUAUGGAAAAGGCAAGGCAAUUGCGAAGUUCCGUGCAUUACAAGACCAAGUGCAUCAAGUUCUAUACAAUGAUCCACAACCUGGCCCUGCUACUUUCAUCGCUCACUGUCUCUGUAUUCUGCCCCUGUUUGAAAUACACAGAAGGGGCUUCAGUCAUUUGAUGAUAUCUGCUCUUCGUCGAUUUUUGAAAAUGGGAUCCACUGCUGAAGAUAUACUCAAAUCGAAGCUCUUUGCUGCCAAAUUAUUUCUGGACAUUACUGGUGGAAGUAUGGUACUUGACGAAAGGAUUUUAAUAAAGAUUAUCCAGGUUUUUGAUGUUAGUUUGGAAAAUAUACAGGUAGUUAUUCAUGAUUCUAACGUGAAGAGGAGUGUUAAAAUUGACAGAGCAAAAGAAUUAGUGGAGCAGUAUAUUUUUGAGUUGAUAGAAUCUCAAUCAUAUAUAAAUGCUGUUUCUCUGUUGGAACACUUCUCUAUACGUAAGUCCAGGGAGUCAUUUUUGCUUCAAAUGAUGGAAUGCAAAGAAUACAAAGCAGCAGAAAUGUGGGCCACAUUCAUGGGAAAAUCUAUGUUGUGCGUUCUUGUCCGAGAAUAUGUUGGCAGGAAGCUUGUAAAACCUGCUUACGGUAUUAUAAAGAAAAAUAACAUGCAUCAGGAAUUCCCUGAAUUGUGUCGCCAGUAUAAAGAAAGCUCACUGAAGAAACUAGCAGAAAAAGGUGUAUGGGAUGUAGCAGAAGCAAAAGCAAAUGCCGAUAAACAACUUCUUGAGUAUUUGGUGUAUUUGGCAAUGGAAGCUGGCUACUCAGAAAAGGUAGAAGAACUCUGUGAUCGCUAUUACCUCAAAGGUUUCAAGAGUAUCAAAGAGCUCGACAGGAAUGUUGUCCACAGCGGCUAUAUGCACCUUAAUGAAUUGUUAAUUGAAGAUGUUAUCUGGGUAGAUGAAGUCAUUGGUUUGCGUGAAGCAACGUCUUACUUCGAAGAUUGCAAAAUUAUAGGCCUUGAUUGUGAAUGGAAACCCACUUAUGGAAAGGGCAGCAAAGCCAGUAAGGUUUCUAUCAUGCAAAUUUCCUCUGAUAAAAAGGUUUAUAUAUUUGACUUGAUAAAGCUACAUGAAAACGUUCCAACCGUGCUAGAUGAAUGCUUUGCCCGCAUGUUGCACUCUCCAAGUAUUCUGAAGCUUGGCUACAACCUUCAAUGUGAUGCAUAUCAGCUUGCUCAUUCUUAUGGAGAACUAAAUUGUUUCAAGCAUUGUGAGAUGCUUCUUGACAUUCAGAAUGUGUUCAAAGAGCAGCGAGGUGGUCUUUCGGGUUUAGCAAAGCCUCUCAUGGACAUUGUAUUCAUGGAAACAGAAGAUACUGGGAAAUGGUUUGAACAAAACAACACGAAACAGCAACUGGGAGCAACGACCUUUGACUCAGUAUCAGUGGACUCUGCAUCCCAAGGGAAAAAAAAAUUGCAAUUAAAUACAAGAAAUAUGAUAGGCCCAGCCAUGUCAGUGCACCUAACAAGCUGGAGUAUGCUGCUCUUGAUGCUGCUGUCCUCCUCCACAUAUUUCAGCAUGUACGAAACCACUCGUUGCAAACUGACUCCCAGGAUGAGCAUUCCAAAAUAGAAUGGAAAUCUUGCAUUGUUUCUCACAUGGACAACACCAGAACGCCAAAACCAAAAAGGAGUUGUGAUGCUGGGACGAAGAACGAGUCCUGAGCAAACAUUGCGACCCAUCCACAAAUGUGAAGUUAGGCUGCGCGUUACCUUUUUCUCAUUGCUUUUAAUUUGUUUGGGCUGAGAACAAGAUGUCUUGUUAAAAAAUUGUUGCUAGCUCAAUUACAUUGAAACUUGAUGAUAGGAAAAUCAAUGCACUGGAAAUUGGAGUAUUCUUCGAAUUC